Parnassius mnemosyne (clouded apollo) is the source of this 1104-nucleotide messenger RNA. The record is from the annotation of a GenBank genome assembly. Lineage: Eukaryota; Metazoa; Arthropoda; Insecta; Lepidoptera; Papilionidae.
AUGCCUGAAAUAAACAACAAUACUAUAGAAAUUACUGGUAUAGGAAAUGACUCUAUUACAUCCCUUGGUCACAUCCCAAUUGAAUUUUGUUCUUACCAACAUAACUUCUACGUACUUCCAGCGUUUGAUUUGCCGUAUGAUGGAAUCAUCGGUAGCGACUUCCUUAUCAAAUUAAAUUGCAAAAUUAAUUAUGAUAACAACACCUUAAAAGUAAAUAAAGAUGAAAUAAGGCUUUGUUUCACUAAGCCAGUCUAUACUAUUGCACCUCGAUAUGAAACUAUCAUAGAGUGUUCUGUAAGAAAUCUGGACAUUAAAGAAGGACUUGUUCUCGAUCAGAACCCCGUAGACUCACUCCUAAUAGCUAACUGCAUCGUAAAAUUGAAAUCAAAUUCAAGAAUUAAUAUCUCCGUUGUAAAUACUUCCGAAAGCGAAUUAUUCGUCGAUUCCGAUCUAAAACUAACGCUACAACCUUUGGAAAAUAAAUAUAAUCAUCAAAUCUUUUAUACUUCUUCGGACGGUUCCCGAAAUAACGUCCUUACUCGCACCGAUCAAACUCUAAAUCUCUUAAGAUUGUCACACCUAAACAAAGAAGAGAAAGAAGCACUAUGCAAUCUUUGUUGUACCUACUCUGACAUCUUUCAUCUGCCUGGCGACAAAUUAACUAACACAAACGUCUUGCAACACGAAAUUCCUACUUCGUCUUCCAUACCAAUCAACACUAAGUCUUACCGCUUCCCUGACAUUCAUAAACCAGAAGUAGAACGCCAAAUAAAUAAAAUGCUUGACGAUGGCAUCAUCAAACCCUCGACGUCACCCUGGUCUUCACCAAUUUGGAUAGUUCCAAAGAAAAUCGAUGAGUCCGGACAACGUAAAUGGCGCGUAGUCAUAGAUUACCGCCGUCUAAACGACAUCACUAUAGGAGAUUCCUAUCCGAUACCCAACAUAACAGAAAUUCUUGAUCAGUUAGGGAAAUGUAAAUACUUUAGCACUUUAGAUCUUGUUUCCAGUUUCCACCAGAUAAGAAGUCCGAAAAGGACGCUCCUAAAACUGCCUUCUCUGUCCCGCAAAGACACUUUGAAUUUACAGGGAUGCCUUUUGGGCUAA